AUGCUUUCUACUUCAUCUUCAAGCCUCGCACCUUCUAAGCUAACCAACAUGGCUUCAGACCGACAGCAGAUACCGAGUCACCGAGGACUCCUCCCGAACCCUCAAAAAGUAGCCGACUUUUUCGAUCCUCUCAGACAUCGUCGAGAAAACCCCCCCGAGAUCGAGAAGCCUAGAACUUACAGACCCAGUCCUAUCCAAACGGCCCUCGUCAAUUCCCUCGCCAACCCAGGCCUCAAUCACCACGGUCCCCUCUUCGGUACUAAUGCUACUCAGCAACUGACCGCCUAUCCUCAAGCUACCAACAACCCUCACACCUUCCACACCCAAGUUCCAUUUGCGCAUUCGCCGAUUGCUCAAACUGAGCACCAGAAGGCCCAGAAAGCGCAGCAUCUGACAGACGCCACGCUUAAGAAGGCCGGGGAGUCUUCUGGCUCAGUCAACACUGUUCACUCGCCUCACAGAGAUCGAGAGCCCUUGCGUGGGAUUUUGAAGAAAGGACCUGCCCUUUUCACGCGAUCGUCGGGACCCACCAGCUCUUCUCUCUUCACACCGGCUGCAGCGAAGGUCAAGAGGUUGCGAUUCCGUGCUCAAGCGCGCAGCGCAGGACUGGGCCCCUCAAAGAACCGGAAGUGCAAUAGGUUCCCUGCGGAGGAUCCCUUCAUCCGUCAGCCCCCUAUCAAAGCGACACCCUUCCCAAAAUCUCAACAGUCCGCAUAUCUCAGACCGGCAACUACUCUAUGGAGACCUGCGCCGAAGGCUUUUGAUUUCAGCGCGACUCUUCGGCACCAACCUACUCUACACAAGCCAUCCCCAGCUUCUCACGUCGCUGCCUAUCGAGCACGCCGCCGUAGAUUGAAGGACCUCGUUAUCCAGCGAGAGGGAAGAAUCGAUCUUUUUGGCCCGAAAGGUCCGAUUCUCAAGCCAGCCCAAAGAAUACAGGGCUUUCAUACUACUAUCGGAAGCGUCUCCACGAGAAAGUGCUCCCAACCAUCUUCGAGCUUUCAUCUCUGCAACUCUAACUCAGAAGCCGAGUCGGAGUCUGAGGAUACUGAGUCCAGCUUGGAACCCGCUUCGGAAUCCAGCUCGCCAUCUGUGGUACACCCGGGUGCUUGGUUCUUCAGCCCAGGCCAACGAACAACAAUCAUCACUCCCAACGAAUCGACGCUCAUAGAAGUGAACGACGGUUCAGCAACUCGAAGAAUUUUUGUACGGGGGUCGUGCCAGAAGACGAUCACAGUUCAAUCUAUCAAACAGGAAUCACGGGCUCUGAACCAAGGCUCACCCAACACGACCCCGACACGAAAGCGACCAGCUGAGGACUCAGAGUUCGACCUCAUUCUGGCGAAUGCGACGGAUGGGAAGGAGCCUCUGCAGGAGCCGCUCGCGAACGCUCGAGGCGCUGCCGUUCUGGACUCAAACGAAGAAGACAGACCUCGAGCUUAUACGAAUUGGCUCACCAAUAUCAUGACAUCAGUCCGUGGCACGGUCACAAAAGUCUCCAACAGCAUUGUUGGCUACGUGUACCCCCGCAAUAAUCACCUCAUCGCUGUAGAGCGGCUCUCCCGUGGUCAGCAGAAUGGCAACACUGGCACGAAGCGCAUCAGGUUGGAGGUUGUCGAUGAUUUUGCCGAUGAGAGCUUCACUCCAAAUGCGGAACCAUCCAAAAUCAACCUCGUUUGGGUAGAUGAAUCGACGCGAAUCGCUUACUGGCAUCACAUAGCCCCUCUUGUCCGCACCUUGAGGAGUAUCUGCCAUCGAAUCGAAAAGAGGCGAUCGCAAUCUAGGGAAGGGUCCCCUAUCACUCGACUUGACGACCAAACCCAGGAGCAGCAGAUCUACGUCCUAGGUCCAUACCUUGAUACUUUCCGACAGACUGCUUGGAUAGUUGAGAGUGUCUACUCUCAUACGUUCCUGGCAGGUUUGAAGACGAACUUCAAGGUCCCCCAGUCGGUCAUGGACUACACUUUCAGCCCUGAAGAAAACUUUGCCAUUACCGUGGCUCAGCGCUUAUUCGAGCAUUUCCCUGAAGAAUGCAAUCCUGUGCUGGUUGAGGCUGGCGUCUCACGCCGCAUUAUCAAAGGACUCAGCGCUGACUUAGCCGCUCUGGCUAGUCGAAAGCCAAUGCCUGGACUCGUUCAACGGGCUGGUAUAGUUGGCAAGGUCAUGAAUUUUUUUCGAGGGCGUGAGAGCUUCGGUAUCGAGGUAUCCGAGGACCCGAUCUCGAGGAUCGACAUCGCAAUGCCCGGUAGCUUUCCAGAUUUCCAAACCAACAACGAAGUUUUGGAUGAGGCGGAACCUUCCAUCAAGGCCCCAGAUGAACGACAGAUCCUGCCCGCCCAGGAAAUCAUAAAACCAGGAAGUUACUACCCUCCUGCAAGAACUACGGAAGCGUACACGUUCGUCAAAGACCAAUUGGCCGACAUCGCAUCCCAACGCAGAGCUACGUACAAGAAUGCACCCCGAGGCAUUAUAUCAGACGACUUGGCCUGCAACCCAAGCCCCAUCUCUGUCCUCAAAAGAGACAACCAUUCACCUGCUUCACUGAAGCGACUCCAGAAGUCGAGAGGCCUCAAAAGGGUGCAUUUCUCACCAUCCGCGAAGCAAUCUACCCCUUCAUCGGCGAAAUCAAGGGGCUUCCUCAGCCGAAUUUUCGGCUCUCCUACCGUUUCCGGAUCACCACUGGGACGACACGUUGUUGAUGCCAGCCAUCUGAGCGAUUCUCAGGUUGACGGCUCGUCAGACGACCCUUACACUGCGAUGCAGAAUCGAUACUCAGACGCCACUCCAAAAUCUGACGAUGUAUCAGAAGAGAGCGAUAGCGAGAAAAUCGCGGCUCGCUGUCACCCCCAAUUGCUGGAGCAUCUCAACAAAUCCUUGAAUGGCCUUGAAGCUAAGGGAUUCUUCGCCAAGGAUGAACCGCAAGACUUGCCGUCCAGCCCAUCCAGCCUACUUACACCUCCGACCCUGGCAGGUCUAACCAUCUCGGAUGACAAAGAAGAGGAGCUUGAAGAUCUGUCUCUCGCCCUGCAGCUAUUGCUUGAUGUCGACGAGGCACGCCGAAGAGAAGAAGAGGAGAAGAAAGCUAGACAGGCAAGAGAGGAGAGAUUGUUGAAGACGGGUGGACUUCGCGCUCCUCAGAGACCUUUAGUCACCUCAUUACCGGCUGAAUGGGUUGAGAAGGUGCAAGCCACGAUGCAAGCCAAUCCCUCGCUGACACUCGCGACGACGGCUGAAAGCGUUCCCCUCAAGAAGCACGACUUCGCCAUGGUAGUUCCACCAACUGUGUGGCUCAACGACGAGAUUGUCAAUGGCGCAUUGCAAUGGCUGGAUCGAUACGUCAAUGUGGCUGCAGGCGCCGUAGACGUGAAGGCACCGAACAGAGUGUGCGUCGCCAUGGGAUCAUUUUUCUACAAAAGACUGGAGGAGAAUGGUGUUCAAAACACCGAACGAGCACUUCGCCGUUACGGAAUCAACAAGAACAACUUUCUCAAUCUGGAGACGAUUCUCAUGCCGAUCUGUAAGAACAACCAUUGGACAUUGCUCGUCAUCCGGCCCAAGAAGCGAACCGUAUCGCAUAUGGAUUCCUUCAACCCUGCGGGCUCAUCCACGCAUACUACUAGAGCCUUGAACUGGGUCCAGGCCUUCCUGGGCGGCGACUAUAAGGCUAGCGAAUGGAAAGUAGUCAUUCAUGAGGCUCCUAUUCAAACCAAUGGGUACGACUGUGGUGUCUUUACUAUCACCAACGGAAUGUGUCUUGCGCUUGGCCUCAAUGCUAUCGACGCCUACUCGGGCGAGGAUUUACCAGAACAACGCCUGAGAAUCGCUGGUAUGCUUCUCAAUAAAGGCUUCAGCGGCGAAUUCGACCUCGCCGAUCUAUAA
Messenger RNA from Colletotrichum paranaense, 3879 nucleotides. RefSeq names its product Ulp1 protease family protein. Gene Ontology annotation, cellular component: nucleus. NCBI's taxonomy places the organism in Eukaryota, Fungi, Ascomycota, Sordariomycetes, Glomerellales, Glomerellaceae. The coding region runs from base 1 to 3879 and encodes 1292 amino acids. Gene Ontology annotation, biological process: protein desumoylation; proteolysis. The record is from RefSeq and is a predicted model, not a curated record. The transcript has 3 exons. Gene Ontology annotation, molecular function: deSUMOylase activity.